Molecule: messenger RNA, 1763 nt
Organism: Humulus lupulus (European hop)
Lineage: Eukaryota; Viridiplantae; Streptophyta; Magnoliopsida; Rosales; Cannabaceae
Product: acyl-CoA hydrolase 2
Exons: 17
Coding region: 143-1432 (429 amino acids)
Biological process (GO): acyl-CoA metabolic process; fatty acid catabolic process
Molecular function (GO): fatty acyl-CoA hydrolase activity
Source: RefSeq, a predicted model, not a curated record
GUACCGCAACGCAUUAGAUGUUUCCCGUGCUCUUUCUCUUCUCCCAUCUCAAUUCCCAAUUAUAAUUUAUGGGUUCACUCUUCCCACUAUUUUCUCCGACCAUUUUUGAACUCGGAAAGAACGACCUCGCUUCAACUCAGCCAUGGACUCCGAAUCAGUGAUUGAGUUCCUGGGCUGUGUUCCCUUGCUUCAGAGUUUACCUGGAUCCUCGCUCAAGAAAAUUGCUGAAUUGGUCAUCGUCAAAAGCUAUGAUUCUGGAGCGUUUGUUGUUCGUGAGGGUGAAGCCGGAGAUGGAGUUUACUUUGUAUGGGAAGGGGAGGCUGAAGUUACCGGUCCUCUUAAUUCUGGUGCGGAUAAUCGUUUUGAUUUUCAAUUGAAACGUUAUGAUUAUUUUGGUUAUGGUUCAUCGUCAUCUGUUCAUCACACUGAUAUAAUCGCUUUGUCUAAGUUGACAUGCCUUGUGCUUCCUCAUGAGCAUUGCAAUCUGCUGCAAUCAAAAUCAAUCUGGAGUGCUGAUGCAACUCCUGGGUCAUGCUCACUUGUAGAAAGUAUAUUGCAUUUGGAUCCGGUAGAAGUAAAUAUAUUCAAGGGAAUCACUUUGCCUGAUGCACCAAAAUUUGGGAAGGUUUUUGGAGGACAGCUAGUUGGACAGGCUUUGGCAGCAGCAUCAAAGACUGUUGAUUGUCGAAAGGUUGUCCAUAGUUUGCAUGUAUAUUUUCUUCUAGUUGGGGAUUUUGAUAUACCAAUUAUAUAUCAAGUACACCGAAUGCGUGAUGGGAGAAGCUUUGCUACCCGAAGAGUAGAUGCAAUACAGAAAGGAAUCAUCAUUUUCACAUUGCUUGCGUCAUUUCAAAAAGAAGAGGAAGGUUUUGAUCACCAGGAAUCAUUAAUGCCAUCUGCACCUGAUCCAGAGAUGCUCCUCAAUAUGGAAGAGCUACGAAAGGAACGAAUUAUGGAUCCUCGUCUUCCUAGGGCAUAUCGAAACAAGGUGGCUACUAAAAACCUUGUCCCUUGGCCUAUAGAGAUACGUUUUUGUGAACCAAACAAUUCAACCAAUCAGACAAAAUCUCCUCCAAGUUUGAAGUACUGGCUUAGAGCAAGAGGAAAUCUUUCAGAUGACCAAGCCUUGCAUCGAUGUGUUGUUGCCUACGCAUCAGAUUUAUUAUUUCUUUCAAUAAGUGUAAAUCCUCACCGCAAAAGGGGCCUGAAGACAAGUUCAGUCAGUUUGGACCACUCGAUGUGGUUUCAUCGCACCCUUAGAGCUGAUGACUGGAUAUUAUUUGUGAUUAACAGCCCCAAUGCCUACAACGCCCGCGGCUUUGUUACAGGCCAAAUGUUUAACAGAAAAGGAGAGCUGGUUGUGUCACUGACUCAAGAAGGGCUACUAAGGGAGAGUAGGAGGCCAGAGUUGACCAUGGGAUCAAAGUUAUGAAGUAAGUCCAAACAAAAACAAUCCAAGCCAGGGCAUAUAAGGAAACUGCUUUAAGAAUUUAUUAAGAGUAUUCAAGAAUUGGAGGAGUAUCCUCAGUACUCUUACCAAUAUGCUGAUUGUUAAGGUGGGCCAUAGUUUUGCAUAAUAAUCCUCUGCAGCCGUCUGGAGAUUUUCACAUCAGUAUUCAAAUACAUACUAAUGAAAACUAGAGCAAAAUAAUGAGAAGCCUGUCACAUUGACUAAUAUAUAGUUAUAUAAUAUAGCAGGGAAUAUCUUUUGUUAUUCUUGUUUUAUAAAUCUUUCUGUGGUAUAUGCGAGGAACUUUUGGUAG